Messenger RNA from Ochotona curzoniae (black-lipped pika), 3817 nucleotides. RefSeq names its product ADAM metallopeptidase domain 9 (gene ADAM9). Gene Ontology annotation, cellular component: plasma membrane. Gene Ontology annotation, molecular function: metalloendopeptidase activity; integrin binding. NCBI's taxonomy places the organism in Eukaryota, Metazoa, Chordata, Mammalia, Lagomorpha, Ochotonidae. Bases 82 to 2541 code for a protein of 819 amino acids. The transcript has 22 exons. The record is from RefSeq and is a predicted model, not a curated record. Gene Ontology annotation, biological process: transforming growth factor beta receptor signaling pathway; membrane protein ectodomain proteolysis; cell-cell adhesion mediated by integrin.
CGCGGCCCGGGCUGGGCUGGAGGAGGAUGGAAGAGGCGGAGGCGACCGAGUGCUGAGGGCAACCUGCGGGAUCGCACCGCCAUGCGGGCGGACGCCGAGUCGCCGCCGUCCCGGACCCUCCGCGUCCAGUGGUGGCUGUGGUUGGGCCUGGUGGGCCCGGUCCUCGGUGGGGCGCGGCCAGGUUCUCAGCAAACCCCGAUUCCUUCUUCUUAUGAAAUUAUCACUCCUUGGAGAUUAACUAGAGAGCGAAGGGAGGCCCCGAGGCCCUACUCACCGCAGGUGUCUUACGUCAUUCCGAUUGAAGGGAAGGAGCAUAUUGUUCACUUGGAGAGGAGCACUGACCUUUUGCCUAAAGAUUUUGUAGUUUAUACCUACAGUGAGGAAGGGGCUCUGAUCUCUGACCGUCCCAACAUAGAGAAUCAUUGUCAUUAUCGGGGCUAUGUGGAAGGAGUUGAUAAUUCAUCUGUUGCCCUUAGCGACUGUUCUGGACUCAGAGGAUUGCUACAUUUAGAGGAUAUAAGUUAUGGAAUUGAACCCCUGCAAAACAGUCCUCAUUUUGAACACAUGUUUUAUCGAAUGGAUGAUGUUCACAAAGAGCCUCUGAAAUGCGGAGUGUCCGCUUUGGGUGCGGAGGAAGAAGCAGCGGAUACCGAAGAGGAGCCGCAGCCCAGCGUGACUCAGCUGCUCCGGAGGAGAAGAGCUGUGUUGCCACAGACCCGAUAUGUGGAGCUUUUCAUCGUUGUAGACAAGGAAAGGUAUGACAUGAUGGGUCGGAAUCAGACGGCUGUGAGGGAGGAGAUGAUUCGAUUAGCAAACUACUUGGAUAGCAUGUACAUUAUGUUAAAUAUCCGCAUUGUGCUGGUUGGGCUGGAGAUUUGGACAAAUGGAAACCUGAUCAGCAUCGUUGGAGGUGCUGGGGAUGUGUUAGGGAACUUUGUGCAGUGGAGGGAAAAGUUUCUUAUAACACGUCGAAGACAUGACAGUGCACAGCUGGUUCUAAAGAAAGGUUUUGGUGGGACUGCAGGAAUGGCGUUUGUGGGAACAGUGUGUUCCAGGAGCCACGCAGGUGGGAUCAAUGUGUUUGGGCAAAUCACUGUGGAGACAUUUGCAUCGAUCGUAGCUCACGAGCUGGGUCACAACCUUGGAAUGAAUCAUGAUGAUGGCAGAGAUUGUUUCUGUGGGGCAAAGAGCUGCAUCAUGAACUCGGGAGCCUCAGGUUCCAGAAACUUCAGCAGUUGCAGUGCUGAGGACUUUGAGAAGUUAACUCUGAAUAAAGGAGGAAAUUGCCUUCUCAAUGUUCCAAAGCCUGAUGAAGCGUACAGCGCUCCCUCCUGUGGUAAUAAAUUGGUGGACCCCGGCGAAGAGUGUGACUGUGGCACUCCAAAGGAAUGUGAAUUGGACCCUUGUUGUGAAGGAAGUACUUGUAAGCUUAAAUCAUUUGCUGAAUGUGCAUAUGGUGACUGUUGCAAAACCUGUAAGUUCCUUCCAGGAGGUUCUUUAUGUCGAGGAAAAACCAGUGAAUGUGAUGUCCCGGAGUACUGCAAUGGUUCUUCGCAGUUCUGCCAGCCCGAUGUCUUUAUUCAGAACGGACAUCCUUGCCAGGACAACAAAGCCUACUGCUACAACGGCAUGUGCCAGAAUUACGAUGCUCAGUGUCAAGUCAUCUUUGGUUCAAAAGCCAAAGCUGCCCCAAGAGAUUGUUUCAUUGAAGUGAAUUCUAAAGGUGACAGAUUUGGCAAUUGUGGUUUCUCUGGCAAUGAAUACAAGAAGUGUGCUACCGGGAAUGCUCUGUGCGGGAAGCUUCAGUGUGAGAAUGUUCAGCACAUGCCGGUAUUUGGAAUCGUGCCUGCUAUUAUUCAGACACCCAGCCGGGGCACCAAAUGUUGGGGUGUAGAUUUCCAGCUGGGAUCGGAUGUUCCAGAUCCUGGGAUGGUUAACGAAGGCACAAAAUGUGGUGUUGGAAAGAUCUGUAGAAAUUUCCAAUGUGUAAAUGCUUCUGUUCUAAAUUAUGACUGUGACGUUGAGAAAAAGUGCCAUGGACAUGGGGUGUGUAAUAGCAAUAAGAAUUGUCACUGUGACGAUGGCUGGGCUCCCCCAAAUUGUGAGACUACAGGAUACGGAGGAAGUGUGGACAGUGGACCUACGUACAAUGAAAAGAAUACUGCCCUGAGGAAUGGUCUGCUCGCGUUCUUCUUCCUCAUUUUGCUCGUGGCAUUGGCUGUUUUUUGCUUCAUCAAGAGAGACUGGCUCCGGAGAACCUUGUGCAGAAAGAAGAGGUCGCAAGCAUACGGAUCGGAUGCAAAAACUCAAGGCCACGUCUCUAGGCAGCCAGCGAGUGCUCCCAGGCAUGUUUCUCCAGGGACGACUCCUAGAGAAGCUCCUAUAUAUGCAAAUCGAUUUCCUGUACCAACCUAUGCAGCCAAGCAACCUCAGCAGUACCCAUCAAGGCCACCUCCACCACAACCGAAAAUACCAUCUCAGGGAAAUCUAGUUCCUGCUCGCCCUGCACCUGCCCCUCCUUUAUACAGUUCUCUCACCUGAGUUUUUUUUAAUCCCUUUUUUGGGCAAAUUGUCUUCAGGGAACUCAGCUUCUACUUUUUUUUUUUUUUUCCUUCCUCACAUUUUCCCGAAAAGUCUUUUUCUCCUGUUACAACUAUGAAUGAAAACAAAAUAGCAUAAAACUACACUAACACAGCGAAAUGGAGCUCAGCCGCGCGAGUUGGAAGCACAAGCGCACGGGAGGAAGCCGAGGGGUACUCAGAGUCCCCCUGGCCGAAUGCGCCUCAGUCGGUCACCUGUGGAGCGACGCGUUCUCUCUGGAUUAUCUCAUUUGGAAGAUGCUGUUUCAGUGACUCUCAAACGAACUGUAUUGAUGUGAAAAUCUUCAUUAUGUGUGUGCUUCGAUGUUGAUUUGAACCUUUGACCUUUAGUUAUCAUUAAUGUAAUUGCUGGUGAACAAUUAAUGUAAUUGCUGCGUGACAGCUAACAACCUGUGCCAGCCAGUUAGCCAGCGAAAACACUGAGUGCUUGUCCUGUCGCACACGUUAAUAACCACACACCUAGAAUGUUACUCCCUCAGCACCCAGACAGAUGCUCUGUUUGCAAGAAUGCACAAGAAACACUGUUUAUCAAAGUGUUGCGACCUUAUUGUCAAAGUGCAAGACACAGGAGCCUGUGUCCUCACACAGUUGUUAGCGUCCAUUUUAACGUUCAUUCACCCAUAGAUGAUGACUAGUAAACAUGAAUUUAAUAUUAGGGAAUUUCUAUUAUGAAUCAUUUUAACGCAUGGGCCUCCUUUUACAAUCGCAUUUCAAAUUGCAAGCUUUAAGGUACGAGGUGUUUAACACAUGUAAUCAGAUAACGCUGUUGAUUCAUGGCUGUACUCAAGCAGAAACACUUUCAAUACCUUCAACCGUUGGAGCAGUUACAAAAGCACUUGAGAAUUUCAUGAGCACUUUAAGUCUAAAAUUUGAAUUCUCAGAGCUUGACUUCAAAUCAUUUAGAAUGUUUACAUUUACUCCGGUGUGCUGGAUCUGACCUCUGGCAGACAUUUUCCUAGAAAUGUGGGCGGAGAAAAGAAGUGGCUUUCUUAAAUGCAAAAGUUACUGUGGUAUCUGUGAGUGAUUGUCUGUUUUAUUAAAAAUGAAUUUUUACUAUGUAAGAAAUGGUAUGGGCAAUAGAAUUUUAAACAAAAUUUUUUUCAUAACCUUUCAUAAUAAAGUUUAAUAAUAUGUUUAUUAACUGAAUUUCAUUAGUUUUAAACAGAUUUUUGGUUUGUAUACAUGUACAGAUAUAACACAAUAAAUAAAAUUUAAAA